This is a messenger RNA of Vigna unguiculata (cowpea), 1933 nucleotides long. RefSeq names its product xyloglucan 6-xylosyltransferase 2-like. Gene Ontology annotation, biological process: xyloglucan biosynthetic process. The record is from RefSeq and is a predicted model, not a curated record. Gene Ontology annotation, cellular component: trans-Golgi network; endosome; membrane. Gene Ontology annotation, molecular function: UDP-xylosyltransferase activity; xyloglucan 6-xylosyltransferase activity; hexosyltransferase activity. Lineage: Eukaryota; Viridiplantae; Streptophyta; Magnoliopsida; Fabales; Fabaceae.
ACUUGUCCUGCACCGACAUAAUAUGUUUUGUAGCAUCUUAAAUAUUAAUCACGCGUUUCUUCACACUCCUUCUUCACUCUCUCUUCCUUCCGCCGCUUGUGAAUCGCCAUCUGAGAAACGCGCACGAUUCCGCCGAGUUGACUCGGAGAGACAAUGCUGGAGCGGUGCCUGGGGAUGCGGCGCGUGCGGCAGAUUCAGCGCGCGUGCCGGCACAGUACGGUGACUUUCCUCUGCCUCUUCCUCACGGUGGUCGUCCUCCGCGGCACAAUCGGGGCUGGCAAGUUCGGUACGCCGGAGCAGGACUUCAACGAGAUCCGCCAUCACAUCUCCGCCGCCCGCGCCCGCCGCGUCCUCGAGGAAACCAAACCCGAAGCCGGUUCCAACGCCGAUUCCAACCCUAACAACUACGCCACCUUCGAUCUCUCUAAGAUCCUCGUGGACGAGCCUCUCGCGGAGGACGAAAAGCCUGACCCAAAUGCUCCAUACACUCUGGGACCCAAAAUCUCCGAUUGGGAUGAACAGCGCCGAGCCUGGCUCCGAGCCAACCCUGAGUACCCUAACUUCAUCCGACCCAACAAGCCACGUGUACUUUUAGUGACCGGUUCGUCCCCCAAACCGUGUGAAAACCCGGUCGGUGAUCACUACCUUGUGAAAUCGAUCAAGAACAAGAUUGACUAUUGCAGGGUUCAUGGGAUUGAGAUUUUCUACAACAUGGCUCUUUUGGACGCUGAGAUGGCAGGGUUUUGGGCCAAGCUUCCCUUGAUUCGUAAACUUUUACUGUCACACCCUGAAGUGGAGUUUCUCUGGUGGAUGGACAGUGAUGCAAUGUUCACCGACAUGGCUUUUGAGGUUCCCUGGGAGAGGUACAAAGAUUCAAACUUUGUUAUGCACGGGUGGAAUGAGAUGGUGUAUGAUGAGAAGAAUUGGAUUGGGUUGAACACUGGGAGUUUUCUGUUGAGGAAUUGUCAAUGGUCUUUGGAUAUUCUUGAUGCUUGGGCUCCUAUGGGGCCUAAAGGGAAGAUAAGGGAUGAGGCUGGGAAAGUGCUCACUAGGGAGCUUAAGAAUAGGCCUGUUUUUGAAGCUGAUGAUCAAUCUGCAAUGGUUUAUUUGUUGGCCACUGGGAAGGAAACAUGGGGUAACAAGGUUUACCUUGAGAAUCAUUAUUACUUGCACGGGUAUUGGGGGAUUUUGGUGGACCGUUAUGAGGAGAUGAUUGAGAAUUAUCACCCGGGACUUGGGGAUCAUAGGUGGCCUUUGGUGACCCACUUUGUGGGGUGCAAGCCUUGUGGGAAGUUUGGGGAUUACCCUGUAGAGAGGUGCUUGAAGCAGAUGGAUAGGGCUUAUAAUUUUGGGGAUAACCAGAUUUUGCAGAUGUAUGGCUUCACUCAUAAGUCCCUUGGUAGUCGUAGGGUGAAGAAAGUGAGGAAUGAUACCAGCAACCCUCUUGAGAUCAAGGAUGAUCUUGGGUUGCUUCACCCUGAUUUCAAAGCUAUCAAGCUUCCUUCUUCUUGAUCAUGAAGCUCAUAGAUUGCAUUUUGUCAGCGCGAUUUCGGAAAUUGCAGAAAUAUAUGAUUGAUGCGGUUGCAACUGUGGUCCCCGUGACCACAAAAAAUUGAGGUUGACGCCAAAGUUGGAGUUAGUCCAAACUUGGUGAUGUUGGUUCAUUUUUCUAAUUCAUACUACUGCUACUUGAUAUUCAUCCAUCUGCUGCCACAAUACUCUGCUUUGUAGCUGCCUGUGAUGAUGAUGAUGAUGAUAGUAUUGAAAAAAUUGUAAUCUUUAAUUUGUUUUGCCUUUGAGUUAUAGUGAUUUAUUUGAAAAGAAAAAAAAUGCCCUUCUUUUCUAUGUCUGUUCUUCCUGGAUUUUGUUGGUUCAUUUUGUGGAUAAAUUGAUUAAUGAAGAAUUGUCAGAUUCAGAAUAAUUCCUUUCUUUA